Adineta ricciae is the source of this 2193-nucleotide messenger RNA. The record is from the annotation of a GenBank genome assembly. Lineage: Eukaryota; Metazoa; Rotifera; Eurotatoria; Adinetida; Adinetidae.
AUGCAACCAGAGAUGCAAAAACAAAACAACCUAAAAUGGAUGAGUCUUAUUGCAUUGAUCCUGCAGACAACAGGCAUCGUUCUUCUUUUACGGUACUCGCGUACACGAAAAGGUGAAACGUAUAUCUCCUCGACAGCGAUUGUUGCUUCUGAAUUCAUCAAAGGAUUGAUAUGUGUUGUUCUUGUUUGGUUUGAAAACGAUUGCUCAUUCCCACGAUUAUUUCGUAAAUUAAACGAGGAAAUAUAUGGCAAACCGUCUGAAACAUUCAAGUUAGCGAUACCCAGUGGUUUAUACGCAAUACAAAACAAUCUUCUAUUCGUGGCUUUAUCCUAUCUCAAUGCUGCAACAUAUCAAGUUACUUAUCAAUUAAAAAUUUUAACAACAGCACUCUGCUCUGUUUUUAUGCUUCGAAAACGCGUGGAAAAGCAUCAAUGGUUUUCUCUGUGUAUGUUAGCACUCGGUGUGGCGUUUGUGACUUGGCCAUCGUCCGAUGAAGUCGCUAAACGCGCCGCUUCACAAGUUCAACGAUCUUGGUUUCAACAAUUCAUUGGUUUUGGCGCUGUUCUCAUGGCAACACUCACAUCCGGUUUUGCUGGAGUUUACUUUGAGAAAAUUCUCAAAACUGGACCAACAUCAGUUUGGAUGCGAAAUAUUCAAUUAGCUAUCUUUGGUACACUCUUUGGUUUAGUAAUUGUGUACAUAUUUGACUACAAUGCUGUGAUGGAAAAAGGAUUUUUUCAAGGAUAUACAACGAUUGUAUGGAUUGUUGUGCUUCUUCAAGCGGUCGGUGGUUUAAUAAUAGCUGCUGUAAUUAAAUAUGCUGAUAAUAUAAUUAAAGGCUUUGCUACUUCACUUUCAAUUAUUCUUUCAUCCGUUGUUUCGUAUUUCGUUCUGAAUGAUUUCACGCCGACAGCAUUUUUCUUCAUGGGAACAACGCUGGUUAUUACGGCUACAUUUCUCUAUGGAUGGGAGAAGAAAGUGAAAGUCAAUCCAAAAAAGAGUAAGCUUGCGCGUAUCAAGGAAACAAAUUAUUUUGUAUUCGAAUUGUUACUCACUUUAUAUAGUAGUAUGGAUGAUCAUACGAUAAAGAACGAUCAGGAUCCUCAACAAGUCGAACCUAAUCUGUCAUUUGUCGCACAAAAUGAAACAGUUAGUACGACGACAAACAUGUCUCCGCCGCCAUCGCGUAUAGUACCAAGUUCUUCACGUCCAAGCACAUUGCAGCUCGGUGGUCAACGCAUGGGUAAUUCAAUUCUCUUAACGCCAAGUGACUACAACAAACUUCUGCUGAGCACACCAGAAUUAGAUGAAAAACUACGUGGCUAUACAAUUGUUUCGAAUACAACUCCAACCGUUCAAUUACAAACUCCAGAUAUUAUCAAUGCUAUAACAGCACAGCCAGCAAGUAAUAUAGCAUUUGCUGCUGAUGCCCAACCAUCGCCAGGUGUUAAAGUUCUCGAAGAAUUAAUCAAUGCACAUCAACAACAAAUUCAGUCCGAUGGCAAUGGUCGUCAAUAUAUCGUCUUUCCAUCGGAUACUCAUCAGCUAUUACAACAAAUAUCGUCUUCUGUAGGUGGUGAUCAAUUAAGUCAACUAACACAAGCAUUACAAAAAGCGAUUACUGCAACGACACCGACUAGUGCCGAGAUCCAAAAUCAAACUCAAAAUCAAGAACACGUUCUAACAUAUCUCGCGAGUCGUAUUCCACAUCAACAAGGACAGGAACUUCAUACCCGUAAUCGUUCGAUAUCCUCAUCAAUGGAAACAUCAAUGAAUGGCAAUGAAUCGUCCAAUUCUGCUUUGUCAUCUUCAGCACCAAGUCCGAUGACUGCACAUAUUCAGCAUAAUACAAUUAUGUUAAAUAAAGUGAAAGAUGAACCUCAACAUGUUCCGAAUCUACGGAACAACAAUGGCAAUUCGUCGAUUGAACGUAUUAGUCUUGAACACAAUGAAUUAUUGAAAAAAGAGAAAAAACGUGAACGAAACCGUCAAGCAGCACAAAAAUGUCGAACGCGUAAAUUAACACGCAUAGCAGAACUGCAAAAACGUGUCAAUGAAUUACAAGAGAAAAAUCGAGAUCUAUCAAGUACUGCCGAUCGAUUGAAAACGGAUAUUAACAGAUUAGAACGACAAUUGCAAGAACAUCAAGCACAAGGGUGUACAUUAACUGCCACGGGAUCCGUUCUAUCCUAA